Fusarium verticillioides 7600 is the source of this 1698-nucleotide messenger RNA. RefSeq lists its product as hypothetical. Bases 1 to 1698 code for a protein of 565 amino acids. The transcript has a single exon. Lineage: Eukaryota; Fungi; Ascomycota; Sordariomycetes; Hypocreales; Nectriaceae. The record is from RefSeq and is a predicted model, not a curated record.
AUGGCAGCCCCCGAAUAUAUAGCUGCUUUAGGUGAAUGGCUUCACGAUUGUCUCUCCAACCACUCAAGAUGCCAUUUCGCUAUCUCCAGCAGUACACUAUUCGACCCUCGAUCAAUAGAGCUUCCUACUCGUUGCAUUGAAGUCACGCCCACUGCUGCCUACUUGAGAGAUACGCAGGGGGCCAAGGGAAGCUAUGUCGCUCUAAGCCACCGUUGGAAUCCAGAAGCUGAGGCCGUAAAGACUACGUCAGCCAACUUUCAGCAACGCAUGUCUGAGACAGAGCUUGGGCUCCUUUCGAAAACUCUUGAAGACGCCAUCACGAUCGUGCGCAAAUUGGAGAUCCGAUACCUAUGGAUUGACACUAUUUGCAUCAUUCAAGGGACUGACGACUGGAACCAGGAGAAGUUCAAAAUGGGCCAAUAUUACGAACGUGCUCUAUUCACUAUUUCCGCCAUAGGAGGUUGCAUUCAAGCCGGAAAAGAUUCCGGUAUUCUCGAAGCUCAACCACCCAAAUCACUUGUCCGUCUUGCUUUCAAAGAAAACGGCAUCCGAAAAGGGUCGGUAUUCCUCUAUAGACGUGACGAUAAGGCCUUGUUUCUGACGGAUGUUGCACGGAGCGAACUAAUCUCACGCGGCUGGGUGUUUCAGGAGACGCUUCUUAGUAAACGUAUCAUUUACUUUACUAACAAAGUGAGUUUCUUGGAGUGCUGUUCCGAGGCACCGCGAAGUUUCUGUAAUGAUAUGAUUACGGAAGUGCCACGGCCCUGGGAGGCAAAAUCUUCUUCAAAUGUCUCUCGAAUACUACCGACCCACUCAUUGAAGGUCAACCUUGCUUUGGACUAUGACCCACUGACUAUGUGGUACAAUAUCGUAACAGGAUUCUCAAAAACCAUCCUUACGCAACAGAACGACCACCUUGCAGCUAUAUCGGGGGCAGCCUUUGAGUAUGGAGGGGCUAUCGAAAGAAAACGGCUAGAGAAAAGCGACAAGAGAUGGAAGAAUACGAAGCCUACACAAGAUUACCUUAGUGGACUCUGGCUAGAAGAUAUUCAUUAUGGCUUGAUGUGGUUUGCCGUCGACCACCAGAAUCGGGAAUGCCCAUGCGGUGCUCCUUCAUGGUCAUGGCUCUCAAACCAAGGCGAAGUUGAGUGGCAGCGCAGGGAUGACAUGUCUCAGUCUAGCCUCAAGGUACUUGGAGCAGAAUAUGAAGAAGAGGCCCAGGGAGUUCGCCGCUUGCCCGAAGUUGUUAUCAUGACGACCAAGCUUCGUGUCAAAGCGAAGAUGCAGCCGCUUCUUAUUAUGCCAGGCAUUCAAGAUGCAAAAGACAUGAGCGUUUUAACAGGUGUAAGGGUUCAAGCAUCGCCGUGUAAUCAGUAUUACACAUUCUGCCACCCAAGCUCACCAGAUUGGGCUGGUGGCUGGGCAAAGUUUGAGAGGGAUCCGCGAGUGGUAGAAUUGAAUAACAUCUCGUCAGGAAUAGGAGCGACAUUAGCUAUACACGUUGCAUCAAGACAAGCAAAUGACAGAGAAGGGUUAAUUGAGCACUUUAUGGACCUUGGGAGGACAGUUUAUGAAGUGAUAUUUGUUAAAUGCAUUAAGGAUGAGACAUUUCAAAGGCUAGGGGCAGGAUUUACCUGUGACUUGACUAUUGCUCAAGGGUUCCAAGCAGUGGAAGAUAUAGAAAUAACUUUAAUAUAA